AUGCAAGCGGCUACACACGAGAGUGCCAAUCCACCGAAGAAAAAAAAGAGAACGAUAGGUGCAUUCAAGUGUCCAGAUUGCUCAAAGGUAUUUACGAGAUCAGACCAUUUGGCUAGACAUCAUUUGAAUCAUAAGCCCAAACAGGUCUUUGAAUGUAGCUUCUUAAUCGACGAAUUUGGUUCCAGACGAAAAUGUGGUAAAACAUUUGUCAGGAAAGAUCUUAGGGACCGUCAUAUAAAGAGGCAUUUUGAAAAUAAAGUAAAGGACCAUAAAGGAAGUGAUCUUGGUAGGAAUGGGUCCUCUGAAGUUUCUUCACUUCCUUUGUUAGAUGAGUCGCCCACUGGAUUAAUUAAUCAUACUGGAAUUCAAGGUGGGCCAAUACUUGACAAUCAUAAUGCUACAAUACAUAAACUCAAUAAUUUGGAUUCUAUCAUAAGUCCCCAGUAUACAGAUACCAGUAGUAUUCCAAGGUACUCAGUUCCAAAUGAAGGAUUGCCCCCUUUGUCUUCUUCGUCUUUGCAUCAACUUGGCACUAAAUCCACAUAUCAUAAUGGUCUUCAAAAUCAAGGUGAUGUCCUAUCUUGGCUAUUUUCAGAGUCCCCCUCGAAUCGUUUACGCAACUUCCAUGUGGAAGAAGCAAAUGAUGGAAAAACAUUACAUAACCUGUUUAAUGCAGACAAUAAUUCAGAUAUGGCUGAGGAUUUCCCCAACGGAAUACAAAUGAUGAGCGAAAAGGAAUCCAUAUCUACCUCAACUUCGGAAGGAAGUAAGCGAGACUUUUUGGGUGACAAUUCUAGAUCGUUGACUCCUUUUCACUAUUUUGCUAAUUCAAAUUCUUUUCAGAUGAUGAAUGAUUUACAAGAAAAAAAUAUUUUCCUGAACGAGAGUAACCCUCUAGAUGAAGUUUUCUUUCGUUCUUAUCAAUCUAACUUAAGCGAUCCUUUCGCUAUUCUGGAUCCUUACUUCAAGUCCACUGCUGGUGCUAAUGGUGUAAUGUCCACCAUUUCUUCAAUAUCACCAACAAAUACAAACGACUUAAGUCCUCAUGAUAGCAUUUCUGAGUUCCUGCCAAAGGAUCAGAUAUUGAAUAAGGAUCAAAUAGCACUUCAUGGUGAAAAAAUGAACAACCCUACUAAUCGGCACAUUUUUGUUAAUAGUGCGCUAGUCGACACAUUGGCUAAUUCCUUACCAACUAUGACUAGACAAAACAUGUCAAAAAUUUUUGAAGAAGAUGAAUGCGAUGUAUCACUCGAAGAUAGAUUCUCAUUUUAUUUGUGGGCUUAUUGGUCAAUUUUUCAUCCACAGUUUACAAUUUUACAUAAACCGUCAUUUAAUACUAAAAGUGCCGAGCCGUUACUUCUACUUUCAAUAAUUCUAAUUGGUAGUAAUUACACACCUUCUAAAGAAAGGCUCGAAGGUAUUUCACCCGAAUAUGAGUUCGGUUUACGAAUUGCUGAUCCUUUGAGAUAUAUGAUUUUCCAACAUAAUGAUUUCAAGUCACCAGUAAAGUUGUGGGUACUUCAAAGUUUAAACUUAUUAGAGUGGUCUGAAAAAAACUUUCUUCUGAGACAGAUGCACGAGAGGGCACAUAUACAUCACGGUACAACAGUUCAGUUGUUAAAAAGAUCUCCACUCUUAGGUGGAAAUCCCGCUAACAUAUCGAAGCCUCAUUCUUCUACUCCAACAGGUGCUAGUGCAGAUGGGGAAGAUGAAAGCAGCUCAUCUGACCUGUCUAAUAUGGGUGACCAUGACACUUCUGACUUUGAUUUGUUUAAUAGGUGGGUAGAAUCUGAAUCUUUAAAGAGAAUCACAUUUAUGACAUUUUACUUGGAUAUUAUUGAUUACAUAAAAUUCAGACAUGCUCCUCAAAUUAUGUUCCAUCAACUACAACUUUUUAGUCUACCUUGUGACGAUGAAAAUUUGUGGGAGUCUUCAGAUGUCAAUGGAUCCUUCAAAAAGAUCGUGAAAAGACAACGCAAAAUUCAGCAACGUUGGAAGCAUAUACGUCACGAGGAUUUUUUUAAUCUUCAUUAUGGUGAAGGUUUUUUGAAUGUAUUGAAAAAACUAAUCAGAGCUCAUAAAUCCAUCGACUCAAUAUCACAAUGGAAACUUUCUUCGUUUGCAAAGAAGAUAUUAUUCGGAGGGUUGAUUUCCAUUAUGUAUCAAAUGAAUCAGGCAGAAUUGCAAAAUAAUUUUCAGCUAUUAUCAAUCGGUAAAUCUAGAAAACUGCUUAGCUCUAAAAUAUGGAAAGAAUCUCUAGCUAAGGCUAUGGAUAAUUGGUAUAUAGUGGAGGGUAGUGAAAUGGCCGAUUCGAAGGUCAGAAAGUCUCUUCGAAUCUUGAAGCCCGGGAUCAUCCCGGGUUGCCACUUUUCUAUCUACCAUUUGACACAAAUAAUCGGUAUAUCGGAUAUAAAUCACUAUGAUAUAGCUAUAUUCGGUGGAUCACCUGCAAAUAUGAGCGUCGCCGCAAGCGAGAAAGAUCUUCAAAUUGUUCAAAGAAAGUUGAGCAAAAUCUGGAAAGGAAAGGGAGGUUCAGAAAAUCUGGAAUUGAGCAAGCAAAUAAACUUCAAAGCCGUUGUUCAUUGCUAUUUACUUUUAUGGGAAGCAAUGCUUUUGCCCUUCUACGAUACCAAAAACACCUCGGAUUCCUUUAUAAAUUGGACAGCUUCAACUGAUGCAAAUGACUCCAUGUACGCGAUUAGUAUUGCGACUUUAGUCCUUUGGAGUUACGUUUUCAUCACUUGUGGAUUAGAGAGCAAUAGAUUUAACGAGACUGAGAUAAUCCCUCCUGAAGGUUCCUAUUCUAAACUAGUCAAGCUCAGUGCCGAAGGUGGAUACGAAUAUCUUCAAAGGAUUCGGUCUGAGUUCCUUCAAUUCUUUCCUAAAGAUGACAUACUUCGUAAAUCAAUUGAAAAUCCCUCGCAUUUAAGAGGACGGAACGAUAAUUUUUCAUUCAUGUGUCAAUACUGUGAUGUCUUAUCCAGGAUAAAACACAAAGAGAAUAUCAGUGGAUUGUGUUUCUUGAUCGGCUCGAAGUUGUUAAAUAGUCAAUGGGAAGUCAUUAGGGAGAAUGCCAAGCUUAUAUUGAAUUGCGGUUUUAGGUCAUUAGGGAGAAGUGAGGUUAUUUGUACCAAUUUAUUCGAAGACCGCUGA
Priceomyces carsonii is the source of this 3153-nucleotide messenger RNA. RefSeq lists its product as uncharacterized. Gene Ontology annotation, cellular component: chromatin. The transcript has a single exon. Bases 1 to 3153 code for a protein of 1050 amino acids. Gene Ontology annotation, biological process: regulation of transcription by RNA polymerase II; DNA-templated transcription. NCBI's taxonomy places the organism in Eukaryota, Fungi, Ascomycota, Pichiomycetes, Serinales, Debaryomycetaceae. The record is from RefSeq and is a predicted model, not a curated record. Gene Ontology annotation, molecular function: DNA-binding transcription factor activity, RNA polymerase II-specific; RNA polymerase II cis-regulatory region sequence-specific DNA binding; zinc ion binding.